UUAGUUUCCGGUUUUAUCAGAUGUAAACAUUGAUCAUAUAUUUAACACACACACACAGCAGUUGCUCUUUAAACAUAUAUAUACGUGUGUGUGUGUCUUGUGGUGUAUAUAUUAUAGGGUGUCGACAUAAUUGGUGUACGUUGUAUAUUUUAGGGAAUUGCAGAGAGAAGGUUUUAUUUAAAAAAGGUAAAUUUAAACCAGUGAAAUAUGUUGUCCAGCCUUGUUAAACAGCAUUUGACUCAACAACAAGCCAGGAAGGAACUGCAAGAAAAAAAGGAAAGCAGAAGCAAUGGCAUCAGCAACUGCCCUCACCCAUGCUCUGGUUGACCAUCUGAAUUCAGGGGUUGCCCAGUCCUACGUGAACCAGAAAAAACUUGACACAGAGACGAAGAUCCUCCAGGCCAACGCUGCCCAUUUCGCCAAGAUGACCAUGCAGUGGCUAAAGUUAGUGGAAGACUUCAACACAGCAUUGAAGGAAAUUGGUGACGUUGAGAACUGGGCCCGCAACAUUGAGGCCGAUAUGCGGACAAUAUCCAGCGCUUUAGAAUAUGCUUACCGUAAAAGGAAUGCAGCCAUGAUGGAGACUCCCCAAGACUCCCUUCCUGACUCUAAACUAAUCCAUUAACCAGUACAAUUCCUGUCAGCUUCCAUGUUUCACCCACCACAUGUGGCAUUUUGUAAGAUAUGCCUUCUUAUCAUCCUUCU
Molecule: messenger RNA, 705 nt
Organism: Octopus sinensis (East Asian common octopus)
Lineage: Eukaryota; Metazoa; Mollusca; Cephalopoda; Octopoda; Octopodidae
Product: biogenesis of lysosome-related organelles complex 1 subunit 1
Exons: 6
Coding region: 290-625 (111 amino acids)
Biological process (GO): endosomal transport
Cellular component (GO): BLOC-1 complex
Source: RefSeq, a predicted model, not a curated record